Molecule: messenger RNA, 889 nt
Organism: Sinocyclocheilus grahami
Lineage: Eukaryota; Metazoa; Chordata; Actinopteri; Cypriniformes; Cyprinidae
Exons: 1
Coding region: 245-871 (208 amino acids)
Source: RefSeq, a predicted model, not a curated record
ACAGAAAAUUGACAUUUAUUAUGUAUACACAAUGUACAUAUUUGUGUAAAAUAACUUAGCCUUGAAACAUUCAUUGGGGUCCAAAUGUCUGAAGCUUCUGAGACUUUUGGUCUCCGCUGUAUGCGUGUAUAUGAGCAGACACUGUGUUUUUAAAAUAAAUUGAGCUUGGAACAAUCUACAUCUGUGUGCUUAACCAAAAACUGGUUGUCUGUUCCAUUUAUUUGUUUCAAGGGAACAUCUCAAAAUGUCAAAACAGCUAAGCAUUAAGAGACCCAAGUCUUGCCGUUACAUGGACGUAAGACUGCUGAACCACAAAGAGGACGUCCAUCUUCAGUGGAAACUACACAACAUCAGCGCCAAAUACAGACUCAACCUCAGGCUGCUGGAGCAGGAGCGCGAGCUAGUGCUAAAAGAGCACAAACGGCUGCUUAAUUUAAGGGUUUGCGAACCGCACGCGACCAUAAACAAAACAAUGAGGGCCAUAUCAGAGGUCAGGAUGACAAACGAUGCACACGAGACACGAUUUUCAAAAUCCGCUCCAGCUUUCAGACCUAUAUCCUCGGUGAAAGCGUGUAAGGAUGACAGAGAACAGAGGUUUGCUAAAUCAGCAUCAUUCUCUGUCAAGCAAGUCGAUUCUUCUUCAUCUAUGAUAGUCACAGAGAAAUUCAAAGCUUCAGAAAACGCUCAGCUUUCCAUUCUACAGCUGAAAGACCUGGCGUUGAUCGACAGCAUCUCUCAGAAAGAGCUGAUGUAUCAGGAAGAGUAUUAUCGACGGUAUAAAGAAAGACUGAAACAACUGCAGAGAGAAAAACUACAACAGAAAAUAAGGUGCUUUCUCAACUCUAUAGAGCAUUUGACAAUGUAUGUAUGAACAUUUGUGUGCUUUUAA